Molecule: messenger RNA, 3711 nt
Organism: Pundamilia nyererei
Lineage: Eukaryota; Metazoa; Chordata; Actinopteri; Cichliformes; Cichlidae
Gene: rfx1b
Product: regulatory factor X, 1b (influences HLA class II expression)
Exons: 18
Coding region: 506-3049 (847 amino acids)
Biological process (GO): regulation of transcription by RNA polymerase II
Cellular component (GO): nucleus
Molecular function (GO): DNA-binding transcription factor activity, RNA polymerase II-specific; RNA polymerase II cis-regulatory region sequence-specific DNA binding
Source: RefSeq, a predicted model, not a curated record
GAGACAUUUCAGUGGACCCCACAGUGACUAAUCAGUUGUGAACGUCCCAUUAUCAUCAUCGAAUACUAAUUAUUUAUAAGAGAGACACACGGGGACAGAGAUAACCACCGCUUUCUGUGAAUAAGAAUGAAUUUACAUCCCAUCAUUUCCAAUCUGUGUGACAUUUUGGGCAAUCAAAAAAAGUAACAUUACAAGCGUUCAUUUGACGUUAGAAUCUAGCGAACGUGAUAGACAGGUGUAACCAGCCAAUCAACGGUCGAGUUUUCCAACCGAUGCUUCGACCACCUCCUUACAGAGCCAACCAACAUUUAGCAGAGGGAGGGGUAACGACAAGAGGGUAGCAACAGUUGCCCCGGUGAAGGCUCGGCGCCAUAGUCACGGUAGUCCUGGCGACAAGAACUAAGCAACGGGAGUCAACAACAACAACCUAAAUCUAAGAGGAAAAAACUUUAACGCCUAAAAAGGACAAAACCGGAACAAACAGUGCCUCAAAGCAUUGGUUGCCAUGGCAACUUCUGGAUACUCCGAAGACCUUCAGCCUCAGCAGGCCAACACAGUAACCAUAGCAACACCUGCUUCCACCACACCCUCAUCCGCAAAGACUGCACACUUCCUGUCCGAGAUCCCACCAGCCUCUGGAACCAUUUCGUCAGCUAACCAGUCAACUGCUGCUUCUAAAACUGGACAGGAUGCACUUUGUUCUCAGGCUCCGCCCACCCAAGCCCAGAGCCAGAAGGCUGUGGUUCUGACUACUCCCACACAGCACUACGUGAACCCUAAUCUUCAGCCUUCUCCAGUCCAGGAGAGUAAUGGUCAAAGCAGCUCACCUCAGUACAUCAUAGUAACAAUUCCAGAUGACUCUGUGCCCUCCAGUGACAGUUUGUCAGACUCCAGCCCGCCCGCCCCUGGUGUACCUACUCAGGUGGUCCAAUCAGUGCAGACCACCCCACAGAGGUCAGUGUUGCAAGCCGUGUCUCAGGCAGCCAAGAGGAAUCAGACAGGCCACGUCAACAAUCUACAGUCUGUGCAUAUAACCCCAGAGGUAGAGCAUGUGUACUCUGGCCAGAUCCAAUAUGUGGAUGGAGCAGGAGAUGCAACUUUCACCACACCCACCAUUCGACCGAACAAUUACCCCUUCUCCGAGUCGCCCCUGUAUUCCCAGACACCUCCUACGUCCGCCUCCACCUUUUACGAGGCCACGCCCAGCUCUGAGUCAGACAUCACUGGAUCUGUGACUUCACAGCCAGUUUCUGUGGCAACAGCAGGAGCCAGCAGCACAGCAGCUGCUGCAGGUGGAGGUGGUUACAUUAUUCAAGGAGGUUAUGUCUUAGGAGCAGGAGGAACUCCAACAGCAGGUGGAGGAGGAGGAGGACAGAGUUACUCCAGCCCCAACUCUCGUGCCCCACCUGCUACCGUGCAGUGGCUCUGUGAUAAUUACGAGGGGGCUGAGGGGGUGAGUUUACCUCGCUGCACCCUCUACUACCACUACCUGCUUCACUGCCAGGAACAGAAACUAGAACCUGUUAAUGCUGCAUCUUUUGGAAAACUCAUCAGGUCUGUCUUCAUGGGGCUGCGUACACGGAGAUUAGGAACCAGAGGGAACUCUAAGUACCACUACUAUGGUCUGAGGAUCAAAUCCGGGUCACCUCUGCUCAGACUGAUGGAUGAACAACAGCACAUGGCGAUGAGGCAGCAGCCUUUCUCACAGAAAAACAGGGUAAAGCCAGUUCAGAAGUCACAGGGGAUCACCAACGGCACAGUAGGCGGGAUAGGUCAACAGCAGGGCUCGACACUUUGUGACAUUUCGGCCCAGGUGCAACAGUACCAGCAGUUCCUAGAGGCAUCAAAGCAAUUGCCAGACUUUGUGGAAAUUGAUCUUCAAGAUCGAACCCUGCCCGAUGGGAUCCUUUUAGAGCACCUCAAGGCCUUUCAGACUCUGUACAGAGAACACUGUGAGGCUAUUCUGGAUGUGAUGGUCAACCUUCAGUUCACUCUUGUUGAGACCUUGUGGAAAUCAUUCUGGAGGUUUAGCCAGAGCAAUGAUGCAGAAACGCUCAACCUACACAACGAGUCUGAGAAGCGACUGCCCAAAUCGUGCCUGGUGGUGCUGUGUAAGUUUGAGCCAGUGCUACGCUGGACGAGAGAGUGCGACAACCUGCUGUACCAGACUCUGGUGGAGAUCCUCAUCCCUGAUGUACUGAGACCCAUUCCAAGUGCCUUAACUCAGGCCAUCCGCAACUUUGCCAAAAGUCUGGAAAACUGGUUGACAGGUGCCAUGAUGAACAUCCCAGAGGAGAUGGUUCGCAUAAAGGUGGUGUGCAUUGGCUCUUUCUCCCAGACGCUGCGUCGUUACACCAGUCUGAACCACCUGGCUCAGGCUGCCCGGGCCGUCCUCCAGAACUCAGCUCAGAUCAACCAGAUGCUCUCUGACCUCAAUCGGGUUGAUUUCAAUAACGUACAGGAACAGGCAUCCUGGGUUUGUCAGUGUGAAGACCGUUUGAUCCAGAGGCUGGAGCAAGACUUUAAAGCGACUCUGCAGCAGCAGAACUCUCUGGAACAGUGGGCUACCUGGCUAGAUAGUGUUGUGUCCCAGGUCCUAAAGCCCUAUGAGCACAACCCUAUGGCCCUGCCAAAGGCUGCAAAGGUUUUCCUGCUCAACUGGUCUUUCUACAGUUCUAUGGUAAUCCGGGACUUGACUCUGCGCAGUGCUGCAAGUUUUGGGUCCUUUCAUCUGAUCCGCUUGCUGUAUGAUGAGUACAUGUACUACCUAAUCGAGCACAGAGUGGCUCAGGCUAGAGGAGAAACUCCCAUAGCAGUCAUGGCAGAAUUUGCCAGUACUGUCAAGAGCCGGACCUCUCAAGAAAUUGAAAAAGAAGAGGAGGAGGAUGACGAUGAAUAUAGUGAGGAGGACACUGGAGAUUUGGUGCUGCAGUCCAGCUCUCUGAGCGCGGUUGAUGAUGAGAAGGAGGUGAUGGAGCCGCCAGUCAAACAGCCCAGGACAAACUUAAGCCUGCACACGCUCAAUGAGACCGACAGCACACCACCUUAGCUAAUCACCUGUACGGUUAGCACAAUGCUUGACACAUGCCUUUGCUUUAAGUUUCAAAUCAUGUCAUCUCGUUCUGUCGCACCAUGUGAGCUUCUGGUUUGCAUGUUUGGUCGUCUGUGGUGAGAAAGUGGGAGGGCCUUUUGCCAAAUUUUCUCUGCUGUACUGUUUGUGCUGCAGCCUUUAUGUUUACCUUCACUUUAUCAUUUCACAGUCCCCCCCUCGUUCCCUGUGCCUUCCCUGCCUUUUCAGUGGCUGCUCCUGCCCAGCCUGAAUUAUAUAUACGCAUAUUCUUGAUUCCCUCCCAUCCCGCCUUAACCACUGACCUGAUUGCUGUGGAGAGAUUCAUUGUCCUCUAAACUCAAAUAUCACUUUAAUUACCUUUAACACAAUGACUAUGCAGGGGAGCUGGACUUGAAUGAAUGAUAUUGUCUGAAAAAUAUAUUUGUUUAAGAGUAGCAUCUAGAAUGAUACUGCAUCAUGAAUUUUUGUUGGCACAUGGACGUUGAGUGAAAGGUAUUUGGCUUUAUAAAUGUGACUCCUUAUUCAUUUGGCCAACUAACUGAUACGCUGUGCCUUUUGAGAGAUUUCUAGGCUUAACAAAAAAAGGUUGUGCUCUAUAUAUUCUGUAUCGGUGGUUCAAUAAAUGAAGGUCCUGUGAAGUA